Molecule: messenger RNA, 1335 nt
Organism: Culicoides brevitarsis
Lineage: Eukaryota; Metazoa; Arthropoda; Insecta; Diptera; Ceratopogonidae
Gene: croc
Product: fork head domain-containing protein crocodile
Exons: 1
Coding region: 79-1335 (418 amino acids)
Biological process (GO): anatomical structure morphogenesis; regulation of transcription by RNA polymerase II; cell differentiation
Molecular function (GO): DNA-binding transcription factor activity, RNA polymerase II-specific; RNA polymerase II cis-regulatory region sequence-specific DNA binding
Source: RefSeq, a predicted model, not a curated record
AAGUGAAUAACCGAAUCGAUUAAAUUUUGUUUGUUUAUCGCGAAUGUCGUAUUAGCAAAAAAAAAAAAAAAAAAUAAAAUGCACACAUUAUUCACUGAUCAAGCUACCUUCACACGUCAUUACGGGCAAGCAGGAUACCCUCCGAAUACUGCAACUGCCAUGACCACAGGACAUCCUUACCCGUAUGACCAAUAUUCCCGUUAUGGAUACCAUCCAGGUGCUGCUUACCUCACAGGGCCACAAAACAAGGAAAUGGUAAAGCCCCCAUACUCGUAUAUCGCUUUAAUUGCCAUGGCGGUCCAGAAUGCGCCCGAUAAGAAAAUCACCCUUAACGGCAUUUAUCAGUACAUCAUGGAGCGAUUUCCUUACUACCGGGACAACAAACAAGGAUGGCAAAAUAGCAUUCGACACAAUUUGAGUUUGAACGAGUGUUUUGUCAAAGUAGCUCGUGAUGACAAGAAACCCGGUAAGGGAAGUUAUUGGACUUUGGAUCCCGAUUCGUACAAUAUGUUCGAUAACGGGUCAUUUUUGCGGCGUCGUCGUCGAUUCAAGAAGAAGGAUUUCAUGAAAGAGAAGGAAGAUGCGAUUAAACGUCAAAAUAUGAUCCUCGAAGAUAAAUUAGGAGAUCUCAAGCCAAUCAAACUCAUGGCUGGCAUGUUGGACAACAGCAAAUUCGGGCAUCAUCAGUUGAAACGCGAACCCGGACUUGAACUUUCCUCCCAAUGCAUGAGCAAGGAACAACUUUCGUCGGCAACACUUUUGAACACGUGUCACGAUACCUUGUCGCAAAUGAAUCACCUGACUUCAGGUGCCACGGAACACGGCUUCACCGUGGAUUCGCUCAUGAACGUUUACAAUCCGCGACUUCAUCAUUCCUCGUAUCCGUAUCACUUUAACGAGGAGAACUUGGUAACGACGUCGACGCAUCCCUCGUUGCGACAUCAUGCGGCGGCCCAUCAUGCCCAUGCAGCGAGCAUUGCAGCAGCAGCGCAUCAACAACAUCAUUGGUAUGCGCCGGAGACACCGCCAGAAAGUGUCGUUGGGAAUACUUCGGCAGGCAGUACGCAGGGCAAUGGAACACCAACAGCUGUCAAUGGGUUCCGGGAUGUCUUCGAUCAGAAUCAAAAUAACAAUACGACAACGUGUCAAAUGGAAACGGGACAUAGUCCGGGUAGUAUGACGUCCGCAAGCCCGCCAGCAUCGUCAACGGGUACGGCGUCAGUGGGUCCGUCGCCAAUUAGUGCGGGACAUUUGCAUCAUCACAGCAACCAUUUGCAACAUUACCGAUCUCACGUAAGCUAUUAUCAAGAUUGUGGUAUCAAGUAUGGCGUUUAA